Molecule: messenger RNA, 1463 nt
Organism: Malania oleifera
Lineage: Eukaryota; Viridiplantae; Streptophyta; Magnoliopsida; Santalales; Ximeniaceae
Product: protein ULTRAPETALA 1-like
Exons: 3
Coding region: 524-1231 (235 amino acids)
Cellular component (GO): nucleus; cytosol
Molecular function (GO): DNA binding
Source: RefSeq, a predicted model, not a curated record
AAAAUUUGCCCAUACUUUUUAUAAUUUCCUGUCCUGUCAUGCAAAUAGCAGCCUCGCCUCGCCUCGCCCUUUAGUUGUAGGCUCAGUAGACUUUAACCCCUCCACCCCAUUUUAACCCGCAUGACAAUUGCUCCCUCCGCCAGCUCAUUCAACACCCAACCAUAGCGCUCUCUCUCUCUCUCUCUCUCCACAUAUUACUCUUUUCAACGUUUUCUCCACCAGAUCUCUCGGAGUAUGCCUUGGAGAUGCGUGCGUGUUGAGAUUUUCCUACUGUGGUUUUCUGGGUUUUUCGCUUUAUAUACCCAUACACAUUCUCUCCUCCUAUCAUUCCUCUCAGCAGACCCAUGUUCUUCUGAUGCGUUUCUGUGAGUUUCUGGGUUUGCUUCGGUUUUGCUUCUCUGCUUGAUCUGUUCUGCUGCCGCCAGAGACUUCUUUCUUCUUCUUCUUCUUCCUCCUCCUCUUCUAUUUUUAUUUCUGUGUUUUUUUUUAGGGGGGGAGGACCGGGGAGAGAAAAGCGAGAAGGAUGGAUAGCGGCGUGGAGAAAGAGAGCGUAUUGGUUUUUAGCGAUGAGGAGUUGAGGGAGAUAAGUGGGGUUAAGAGGGGAGGAGACUUUGUGGAGGUGACGUGCGGGUGUACCAGUCAUCGCUAUGGUGACGCUGUUGGGAGGCUUAGGGUUUUCAUUGGAGGUGAUCUCGAAAUCAGUUGCGAAUGCACCCCUGGUUGUCAGGAAGAUAAGUUGACCCCUGCCGCAUUUGAGAAGCAUUCUGGAAGAGAAACUGCUAGAAAGUGGAAGAACAAUGUUUGGGUCAUAGUUAACGGGGAGAAAGUUCCAUUAUCAAAGACAGUGCUGCUUAAGUACUACAACCAAGCCUCAAAAAAUGCUAAUAUGUCUCACAGAUCACAUAAUGGAAAGGUUUGCCACCGUGACGAGUUUGUUCGCUGUACUAGGUGUAACAAGGAGCGCAGGUUCCGUCUUCGGACCAAAGAGGAAUGUCGGAUCCACCAUGAUGCUUUGGCUGACCAAAACUGGAAAUGUCCUGAUCUGCCAUAUGACAGGAUCACAUGUGAUGAUGAUGAAGAACGAGCCAGUCGAAGGGUGUAUAGGGGUUGCUCUCGUUCCCCGACAUGCAGGGGUUGUACUACCUGUGUGUGUUUUGGGUGUGAAUUUUGUCGUUUUUCAGACUGCAGUUGCCAGACUUGCACAGACUUUACAAGGAAUGCUGCAGCUUGAGUUUCCAAACAACCAUUUAGCCCCAAUAUUCCGCUUGUUGGGUGGUUCGUUCUUCCCAUUGUUGCUUCAUGUUAAGCCCGCUGCGCAUUUAAAAAGGAAAAAAAAAAAAACAUUUAGCGGCAUUGUCCUUGUGUUAAGACUUCUGAACCUCAGUUCCGGGAUUCAUUUUUCUCCUCAUUGGCUGGUGUGAAACCUGCAGUUUUUGUAAUUUUAAUACCCCUCAUUCAAGACU